Messenger RNA from Archocentrus centrarchus (flier cichlid), 1634 nucleotides. RefSeq names its product mitochondrial ribosomal protein S5 (gene mrps5). Gene Ontology annotation, cellular component: ribosome. Gene Ontology annotation, molecular function: RNA binding; structural constituent of ribosome. Gene Ontology annotation, biological process: translation. Bases 28 to 1245 code for a protein of 405 amino acids. NCBI's taxonomy places the organism in Eukaryota, Metazoa, Chordata, Actinopteri, Cichliformes, Cichlidae. The transcript is spliced from 12 exons. The record is from RefSeq and is a predicted model, not a curated record.
GUGAAAGCGGUCCUUCAUAAUUCCAAGAUGGCGGCGUCCAUUGGGGUGUGCUGUGCCCUCCGCAUCACACUUGGAGGUGCAGCAUCCCUCCGUGCUGUAGGAGGACUCUUACAGACCUCUCACUUGGCAAGUCGAGCCUCAGCUGCCUCUCUUCAAAGACACUCUGAACUUUCGCUGCUCCUUCCAACAACGUGGCAGCAAACCAGACAUGGCAGCUUCUUCAACAAGUUAACGGCAGAACAGUUGUGGAAAGGUGUGUUGGCUGAGUCCGGUGCUGGAGCGAGGAAGGGUCGAGGAAAGCGUACCAAACGCAAACUAAAGAGAGACCUGAACCGAGGACAGACCAUUGGAGAGGGCCGUGGUGGUUAUCUGUGGCCUGGCCUCAACAGUCCGGUGUUGAAGGAUGGUGCUUUGCAGAGCAUGAGUCGAAGAGGCGAGGCUGAGCAGCAGGAGGUUCAAGCCGAACUAGUGCGUCAGCGGGAUGAGUGGGAGAGAAAGAGGAAGAUGAAGGUAAAGAGGGAGAGAGGUUGGACCGGAAACUCUUGGGGAGGCAUCAGCUUGGGUGUUCCUGACCCUGGACCCAAUGGAGAAACCUUUGAGGACUUUGAUUCACGUGUCAUUGAGGUGAAGAGUGUGUUUAACAUGACAGCCAAAGAAGGCAGGAAGAGGUCCGUCAGCUGUUUGGUCGCAGUAGGAAAUGGCAACGGAGCCGCAGGCUUUGCUUUGGGUAAAGCAGCAGACAGGAACACAGCUCUGAGGAAGGCCAAGAACAGAGCCAUCCACUACUUGUACUAUAUAGAACGAUACAAUAACCACACCAUUUAUCAUGACAUUGAGUCCAAGUUUAAGAGGACAACGCUCCGCAUGAAGAAACAAAACGAAGGUUACGGUCUGCACUGCCACAGGGCGGUCAUCACUCUAUGCAAGCUGAUUGGUAUAAAAGACAUGUACUGCAAAGUAGAGGGAUCAGUCAACCUCCUGAACAUCACCCGGGCCCUCUUCACUGGAUUAGCCAAUCAGGAAACCCACCAGACGCUGGCUGACAAGAAGCGACUCCAUGUCGUAGAGUUUAAUUCGCAGUGUGGCCCACUGCCUGUGGUGGUGGCAAGUCCUAAAGACGGUGCACGACCUAACCCAGAAUCAGAGGAUGAGAUUCCCAACACCAAGCUGCACUGGGAUGACGUACGAGCCGCGCAGGGGUUUAAACGCUCGAUCUGGGCAGGUGUCAAACGCACCAUCUGGUAAUGUGUGGGAAGGCCGAUGCUUGGAUCAGACCAAAGGAUGGACUGAAGGAAGCCAGCAGUGUCAGAUGGAUUAUCUGACUUUUGGCUUUGCUAAAAACAGUAUGUGUGGAUUAGAGUUUUUUGGCAGAAUAUUGUUUUUUUAAUGAUUUCCACAUGUGAUGGAUUCAGUUUGUAAGAGUUUAAUGGUUUUGUCAGCUGAGGACUAAAGUUAAAUGUUUUUCAGUAUCAUGUCAACUUCAUUCUCCACAUCCAACCUGCGAUACUGACACGUAAUGAUGACAGAUGAUGUUACAACGGAGAAAAUGUUCAUUCUGAUCCUUCCUGGCAAUUCAUUUGGAACUGCUGCAAAUGUAUGUACUAAUGAAAUAAAGUGUAAAUCUAUUAAUAUCA